GUUGCUAAGGCACGGGUGGCAAGGAGCAGCCACAAUGCACUGGCUCCCACUCAGGGUGCACUAUGUGUGUCUCCCUGGCCUGAACCACGGUGCCCCAGAAACUCCACGUAGGAUGAUCCAUCUGUGCCUGUGGGUCCCAUGGGUCCUCUUCGCGUGGCAACCAUCGAGGUUGCUAAUCCAGGCAACUCAUCCUCCGGAGGGGGCCCAGGACCCAGUCCAGCUGACUUCUGAGCCCUGGUCUUCACACUCCUCUAAUACCCCACCCGAAUCGCCUGAUGCGCUCACACCCCCUGCAGAUCCCGGCGGCUUCGAUUACCUGGGGUCGUCUGCUCCCUCCCAGAUGUUAGUCCCACCUCAAGAGUCCACUGCGAAUUUGGCUCCUUUUCUGGACGUGGAUUCAGCUCCAGAGCUGCCCCCAGAGCUGGACCAGCUGGGUGUUCUGUAUCAAGAUCUGAACAGCAAGCUCACUCGGCAACAAAGGCUCCCAGAGGCCGUCCCAGUGACGGGUGGGGAUCGGCAUCAGGCCCCGGCUCUGCCUCCUCAACCAGAAAGUAAGAGUCACCAGGCAUUUGAAAUACUCGUUCCACCGCUAGACGGUCAGAGUUCAAAGCCAACCAAGUUUAUUGUUUCAACCCCAAACCUGAAGGAGGAUCUCACUCGACAUCGAACACUUGCUAAGGUUGUUGCUGGAACUCCAGAAGAAUUUGCAAAGUUUGGACGUCCAGAUCAAAGUUUUCUGGAUGAUUAUGUCAGCUAUCCUGACAGCUUACCCCUGGCAUUCGAAGAGGACUCAGGUGAGCACCCAGAGCCCUUUCAGAACGUUGAACCAUCACAAUUCCAGCGCAAGGGCCAACUUCAAAGUCCGGAGGUUCUUGAGGAGUUCCAGUUCCCUUCACCCCAGCAAGAGGGCCCAGCUCAGCCUCCAGAGCCCCUCGAGGACGCUGCACCUGCUUCAACCCAGCAGGAGGCCCUAGCCCAACAUCCAUUUGCUACUGAAGAAGUCGGAGGUCGACCAUCAGUACACCAUGAGGUCAAUGCCCCGUCUCCACCUCUGCGCUCAACCUUGCCCAGCGUCACAGUCAGACCUCCGGACGUGGAGCUUACAGUGACACCAGAGGCAGGCAACGACGCUCAAGCUACUCCGGGCCAGCAGCAGGCCCCGGCUCAGCCGCCAGAACGCUAUGAGCAGGUGGAACCUUCCCCGCGAGAGGGUACAGAGCCCUCAGAGUUCCCUGUGGAACCCGAACCGUCAUUAACCCAGCAAGAAUACCCAGCCCAGCUGCCAGAGUUUGCUGAGGAGGUCAGACCACCAGCCGCGCAGCAGGAGGGCCUGCCCGUGAGCACGGAGCUUUCUCCCGGUGAGCAGGAGCAGCCAGUUCGACCCUCUGGAGGCCAUCCGGAAGCCCCAGAGCAGCCUUCACAGCUCCCUGUAGAGGUCAGGCCUCCAGCUCAGCAGGAGCCUCAAGCUGCGGCUCCAGAAGUUGCUGUGGAAAGCAUAGCGCAGACUCUACCAGGCUACGCGUGGACAGUUCCACCUGCAGGUCAGGAGCAAGCUUACAACUACAACUUGCCCAACGCUACAGCUAAGCCUGCGGAUGUGGAAAUGACCAUAACGCUAAAGCCUACCAAAGAGGGUGAAGCUUCGGCCCAGCAGGUGGCCCCGGCUCAGACUCUAGGCCCUUUCCCCAGUGAACAGGAGCAGCCAGCUCAGUACGCAGGGUCUCCCACGGAGACAGAGCCUGCUCCAGCCCCGCAGGAGGCCCUGGCUCAGACCCCGCGCCCUCCUCCGGAGGCUGAAUUCUUCCCCAGCGAGCAGGGGCAGCCAGUUCAGUACGCUGAGCCUACUGCGGAGGCGGAACCUUCUCCCGGCGAGCAGGAGCAAGCAGUGCAGCCUUCUGAGUCUUCCGGGGAGGCCGAAUCUUUGGAAAGCCAGCUGGAAGGCCCAGCUCAGCCUCCGGAACAUCAGGAGGUGACAGUUUCACUUCCAGGUCCCCAUCAAUAUCAACAUCCAGACGUCCCCAGUGUGACGAGUAAACCUCCAGAUCUGCAGCUCACCAUAACACCAGAACCCGCGGCAGAGGAGGGAACACUGCCAAUCAAGCAGGAGACCACAGCUCAGCCUGCAGUCCCAGUCCACGGUGAGGAACCUUCGGAAACUCAGCAUGAGGCCCCAGCUGUGCCUCCAGGGUCUUUUGAAGAGGUUGAACCUUUACCAGUUCCGUCUCCAGAAGUCACUGAGGAGGAGAAACCCUCUCCAAUCCAGCAGGAAGCCCCAGCGCAGCCUCCGGAGAUCCCUAAUGAGACCGUAGUGCAAACUCCAGAGCUUCACUAUCAGGGUCAGUCUCCAACGUUGCAAGAUAUCUCCAUCCAACCUGCAGAGAGUACUCAUGAGGUUGAAACUUCAAGCCAACAGGAAGCGCCGGCUCAGUCCUCAGGGAACCCUGAGCAGCCUGAGCCUUUUAAAGAUCACGGGACAGUGAUGGCUCAGCCGCCAACCACCCCUGAAAAGGAUGAGCAUUCUCCAGUUGAUCAAGGGAUCCCAGCUCGGCCUGAAGAACUUGAGGGACCUUCUCCAAGCCAGCAGGAGAGCUCAGUUCUUCUUCAGAAGCCCACUGUGGGUGCUGAACAAUUAUCAGUCCAACAGGAACAGCCUGAGCCUUCGACGGAGAAUACCAUGACACUUUCACCUCUUGAUCUGUCCGUGUUAUUCAGAGGUCAUCGUUUAACGUUGCCUAAAACCACACAGAAACCUGUGGAUCUUGAGGUCACCAUAACUUCAGCUUCAGAGGUUGAAUCCUUCCCAGGUCAGCAGAAGGACUCUGCUCAGCCUACAGGUCUCACUCAGCAAGCUGAAUUUUCUCCAACUCAGUUUGAUCCUCCUUCCCAGAUCCUAGAACCCACUGAAAAGGUAGAGUUUUCUCCAGCUGAGCAAGAGGCCACAGAUGAGACUGCAGAUCCCCACAACGAGGUAGAACCUAUUCCAAUGCAACAGGACUCUCCAUCUGUACCACAAGCGCCCCCUGGGGCUGACUCCUCUGCAACGCAACAGGAGGUGUCAGAGCACCCUCCAGAAACCCCUAGUGAGGCCAAUCUUUUUUUGCCACAGCAGGAGGUAACACCUAAGGAGUUUGGAACUCAACCCCCAGUAUAUCAGGAGGUGACAUUUCCAACACUCACUCAGGAUCGAACUCAGUAUCCACAGUUAUCCAGAAACCUAUUUCAACCUUUUACCAUGCAAGUUGCCAUAACUCCUUUUCCAGCAAACCCUGAUGUGAGACUUCCACAUCUAGACCAGGUUCAGGCUCAGCAUCCAAACCUGGCUCAAGUCAUGGUUCAGCCUUCAAAUCUGGGACUUAGCACGACUCCAAAACCAACUAUGCAGGGUGACUUUUCUGCAACUCAACUUCCGGAGCCACCUAAAAAGGUUGUAGCUCAGCUCCCAGUAUUUCAGGAGGUGACAACUCCAACACCAGUUCAGAAUCCAGUUCAGUAUCCGAUGUCACCCAGGAUCACAUUUCGACCGCUGAAGCUGGAGCUUACUAUAGCUCCACAACCCACUACAGGCGGUGAGCUUUCUCCAACCGUGCAGGAUACCACAAGUCAAUCUCUAGAGCCUCCUAAGGGAGUUGGUGGAGGUCAAAUUCCAUUAUAUCAGGAGGUGACAGUUCCAAAACAAGGUCAGAAUCAAGCUCAGCAUCCAGAGUUACCCAGCAUCACAUUUCAACCUUUGACCUUGGGGCUCACCAUUACUCCAGAAGCCACCAUGCAGGCUGAGCAUUCCACAGCCCCGAAGACCCCUCCAACACAUGCUGAGGCGAUACUUUCACACCCAGACCUGAUUCAAGCCACAGAUCAACAUUUGGACCUGGGAAUUGCCUUAACUCCAGAACUCAACACAGAGGUUGAACCUUCUCCAACCACACCAGAGACCCCAACCCAGCUUACAGAGUCAUCUACAGAGGUUGCAGCUCAACUUCCGGUGUAUCAGGAGGUGACAUCUCCAGCACCAGGCCAGGAUCAAGCUCAGCCUCCAGUGUCAGCCAGUGUCACAGAUCAGCCUUUGGACCUACCACCUACCAAUACUCCAGAACCCACCACGGAGGCCGAGCAUUCUACAGCUCUGUAUCCAGACAAGAUUCAGACGCAGAAUCCAAACCUGACUCAGGUCACUGUUCAACAUUUGGGCCAGGAAUUUACCAUAACUCCAGAACCCAGUAGUACAGAGACUGAACUUGCUUCAAACAUGCAGGAGACCCCAGCCCAACAUCCGGCAUCAGCUAGUGUCACAGUUCAGCCUUUGAGUGUAGUGCUUACCACAACUCCACAACCUAGCGUGGAGGCUGAACAUUCUACAGCUCUGAAGACCACAACACCUCCUCCACUGUACCCUGAAGCAACACUUUCACAUUCAGAAUAUGUUCAGGCUCAGCAUCCAGAAGUGACUGGAGUCACAGUUCAACCUUUUGAUCUAGAACUUACCUUAACUCCAGGAUCCAAGGUGGAGGCUGAGCCAUCGCCAGCCAUCCAGCAGACCCCAGCUCAGCCUCCAGAGCUACCUACAGAGGCUGUAACUCAACCUCCAGUGAAUUAUGAGAUGACAGUUGCAACACCAAGCCAAGAUCAAACUCAGCAUUCAAUGUCACCCGGUGUCGCAGUUCAGCCUUCGAAGUUAGAGCUUCCCAUAACUGCAGAACCCACCACACAGGCUGAACAUUCUACAGCCCUGGAGACUACAGUGCCUCCCCCAGUGCACUCGCAGGUGACACUUUCACAUCCAGACCAGAUUCAGACUCAGCAUAAAAAUCUGAGUCAAGUCACAGUCAAACCUCUGGGCCUGGCUAUUACUGGAACUCCACAAUAUACUACAGAGGUCAAACCUUCUACGACCAUGCAGGUGACCCUACCUCAGCCUCCAGAGCCACCUAAUGAGGUUGCAGCUCAAUCCCCAGUGUAUUACGAGAUGACAGUUCCAACACCAGGUCAGGAUCAAGAUCAGCAUGCAACAUCACCCAGUGUCACAGCUCAGCCUUCAGAGUUGGAACUCACCCAAAUUCCAGCGCCUGCUACACAGGUUGACCUUCCUAUACUCCUGAAGACUACAGCUGUACCUCUAGGCCAGAUUCAGAUGCAGUACCCUGAAGUCACAGGUCAACCUUCAGAUCUGCAGUUCCCUGUGACUCAGUAUUCUGUAAAUUAUAUCCCAGAAAGUGCGUUAGCUGUGCAAAAGGAAAAGAAUGCCACCCAAAACACCGACACAUGUGAGCUCUGUACCUGCAAAGAUCAGACACUGUCAUGUACUGGUCUCAGCCCAAGGCAGAAGCUCCACAGAGUGCCUGUGCCAGCGCCCAAUACCUUCAAUGGCACCUUCAUCAUCUUAAAUUUCCAAGGAAAUUCUAUUUCCUACAUUGACGACGACGUAUGGAAAGCAUACCACUGGGUUGAGAAACUAAUUCUCAGUGAAAAUUACUUGACUGAAUUACAUAAGGAUUCAUUUGAAGGCCUGCUAUCCCUCCAGUAUUUGGACUUAUCCUGCAAUAAGAUACAGUCUAUUGAAAGACGUACAUUUGAGUCACUCCCUUUUUUGCAGUUUCUAAAUCUCGGUUGCAAUCUCCUCACAGAGCUGAACUUUGGGACCUUUCAGGCGUGGCACGGAAUGCAGUUUUUGCACAAGGUGAAUCUUGAUCGUAAUCCUCUGACAACUGUUGAAGAUUCCUAUCUUUUUAAAUUGCCAGCAUUAAAAUAUCUAGACAUCGGAACAACGCAAGUACCACUUACCGCAGUUGAGAACAUCCUCAUGAUGACUCUCGAAUUGGAAAAACUGAUCCUACCUAGCCAUAUGGCCUGCUGCCUCUGCCAAUUUAAAAGUAACAUUGAGGUUGUCUGCAGGACAGUCAAGCUGCAUUGUGGCAGUGCAUGUCUGACAAACACCACACGCUGUCUUGAAGAAGCAUCUAUAGGGAAUCCCAAAGGGGAAUUCAUGAAGGCACUGCAGGCCCGGAAGAAGAACACCAGCACGGAGCUCAUUAUUGAGCCAGAGGUGGAAAUGUCGGAAAGAAAACAGCUCAACGUUGCAUACGCCACGAAUGAGCCGCUAGACUUUAAUGACGAAAGUGACGUAAUUAGUGCAUUAAACUACAUACUGCCUUAUUUCUCAGAGGGCAAUCUAGAAGAUGUAGAAUCAACAUUAUUACCAUUCAUUAAACUGCUUUUUUCUAGCACACAAGGAGAUAAGUCUUUGGGUUCCUUGGAAACCAAUCCAAGAAUCCCCUUUGUAAAACCUUACGAAAGCAAAUUGAGAAAGCUUCGUUUCCUAGAAAACUUGUUAAAUGCAGAAAUUCAAGCAAAAAUUAAUGCGGUUAAAAGAAGAGAAAAAGCCGCCAUGCUUAUGCAGCCCAUGCUGUUAGGUCCCAAAUUUAAACGCCAAAUCUUCUUAAAGAAAUUGGAAAUUGCCCAGUCACAGCAGAACAGCCUGGCGACCACUCCCAGCGGAGGGCGAAGGCUGCAGAGAGUGAAAAAAGUCGUCAAGGGGCUGAAGGGCUUACAGAAAAGGCUCCGCCAGGAGAGGAGAAAGCAGAGCAUCAGGAGACAGAGAGCAGGGCCCCUCGGGGGGAGCUUCGCUGAAGGUGGGCUGGGGAGGGCAGGCCCUGGCGAGCUGGAGGAGCUUAACCACGCGGUGCAGCGGCCCAGCCAGGGGGUGGGAAACUCCCUCCACGCUGAGCCCUCGCUCACAAAGGGACACGAGGCCGUGGCCUCCCCUGUGCUGCAGGAACACAUCGUGGGCAGGUCUUCUGCUGUCUCCCUCGUAGAACCUCUCCCUGAGUUCAACAACAAAGGGAAAGACUUAACCUACACCAUGCUUGUUUUAGAAGACGCAAAUGCUAGAGUGAAAAAGACAGAGGCAGCAAAACCAAUCUAUUCUGAACCAAAUUACCGCUUUCCUAAAACCCGCUCUCAUCUGGUCCUCAGAACCCCCAAGGCCAAACUGAGUCGGAAGUUCAGAAGGAAAACUCCCCUCAACACACAGGUGUCUGUAAAGAGGCCUGCCUUCCUUGCAUUGCGGAGUCUCAUAGGCUCGCCUUCCCGAGAGGCCUUCUCGUCCCCGGGAGACCUGACUUCUCAGCGAAGUCCCACUCUGGAAGAGGUUGUCUUGGAAAACGUUACUGAAGAAAACCCUUCUAUGGGAGACGAUUUGGAAGGAAACACUUUGGUAGAAAACAUGGUUGAGCUGGAAGAAACACUCCCUGCCAACACAACCCUGGAGAAUCCUUUGGCUGCAGGUUCUGCUGGGACUGCACUCAGCCCGAAGCCGACCACUAAACACACCAAUGAGACGCAACGGGAGCACCCCAACAUGAGCACUGACGCCCCCUCCACACCCGCAGACUUCACCUACCCCUCCCUGUUGUCCCCGGGGGAUGAGUUUGAAAUUCAGCUCAACCAGCAGCUCCGCUCCCUCAUCCCCAACAACGACGUGAGAAGGCUCAUUUCUCAUGUUAUCCGGACUCUGAAAAUGGACUGCUCGGAGACCCAUGUGCAACUGGCCUGUGCCAAGCUCAUCUCCAGGACAGGCCUCCUGAUGAAGCUCCUCAGUGAGCAGCAGGAGGUGAAGGUGGCCAAGGCAGAAUGGGAUACGGACCAAUGGAAAACUGAGAAUUACCUCAACGAGAGCACAGAAGCCCAGAGUGAUCAGAAGGGGCCGGACUCGAGAGAGCUCACAAAAGAAGUCCCAGGAUACGGUUAUAACAACAAACUCAUCUUGGCAAUAUCUGUGACUGUGGUAGUGAUGAUUUUGAUCAUAAUUUUCUGCCUCAUUGAGAUUUAUUCUCACAGGGCGGGAACCAGGGGAGAUGUUGAACAAUCUUCAAGGGGCUUUUUCCAACACGCGCCCAGGAAGUGCACAGACAGCGAGGCGCAGGUGGGCUUUUUCUGGCUAAGGCGGCCCCUCUGGCUGCGGGAUAUGUACAGACCGCUCAACGCCACGCGCAAGACAGACAUGGCCCGGAAGCUCCACGACAAGGAGUCUUCCGACGAGGAUGAGAUUUUCAACAAGGAUGCAGGGGAGCCCCCCGCAGCCCCAGCUGAGAAGGAGGCCCCUACGGAGUCGACAGCCGAAGGAGAGGAGAGCGAAGCGCCGGAGGAGCAGCCCACAGAGUGACCGCCGCCCGGCCGCCCGCCAGUUACGUGUUCUAACAUUGGCUUCUCAGCGUUGCUUAUAAAAUACUUAUUUUCUCAUACUCGCGCGUGUGAUAGUCAUAAGUAAUCCUGGCCAGGUAUUGAGAAAUGAAGAUGUGCAUUUUAUACAAACCACGAGGGCACAGGCGACAGACGCGGGAGCGCGGCUACGAGCCCAUCCUUCGGGGGGCCUUCACCGCGCUCCCCCGGGGGAGGCCGUCUCGAGGGCCUGAGCACGCCGUCCUGGAGGUGCAGCCUUUCCAGACCAAUACCAGGCGCCUGGUGCCCGCUGGUUCACGAGAACCGUCAUUUACACAGACGACCCUCCCCUGGCUC
Messenger RNA from Oryctolagus cuniculus (rabbit), 8508 nucleotides. The record is from RefSeq and is a predicted model, not a curated record. Lineage: Eukaryota; Metazoa; Chordata; Mammalia; Lagomorpha; Leporidae.